AUAUGCGUGAACACAAUAGCGGAAAGUUUUAUUUCAUUGCAUUGUUUUUAUUAUUUCCAUUGGCCUUAAAACUACAACUUUAUCAGGUGUCUUGUAUUUAGUGUUUUAAAUAUUUAUGCUUAUUUCUACCAGCAAGGAUAUAUUAAUUACAUUUGUCACUUCAACGAAUAAGUACACAACAAUUGAUUUGAGUGGAAAUAAUGCCAACUAUUAAAGUAACACCACUAGGUGCUGGUCAGGAUGUUGGACGCAGUUGCCUACUAUUAUCAAUGGGUGGCAAAAACAUCAUGCUUGACUGUGGUAUGCACAUGGGGUACAAUGAUGAACGUCGUUUCCCUGAUUUUUCAUAUAUCGUCCCAGAAGGCCCAAUAACAAGUCACAUUGAUUGUGUGAUAAUAUCACAUUUUCAUUUGGAUCACUGCGGUGCCUUGCCGUAUAUGUCCGAGAUGGUAGGCUAUUCUGGUCCUAUUUACAUGACGCAUCCGACCAAAGCUAUUGCCCCCAUUUUAUUAGAAGAUAUGCGAAAGGUGGCUGUGGAGCGCAAAGGCGAGUCAAAUUUCUUCACUACUCAAAUGAUAAAAGAUUGCAUGAAAAAGGUUACCGCUGUUACAUUGCAUCAAAGCGUAAUGGUGGACAAUGAGUUGGAGAUCAAAGCCUACUAUGCCGGUCACGUGUUGGGCGCUGCAAUGUUUUGGUUGCGGGUCGGCUCACAAUCGGUUGUGUAUACGGGCGAUUAUAAUAUGACACCUGAUCGUCAUUUAGGCGCUGCAUGGAUAGACAAAUGCAGGCCGGACUUGUUAAUUUCCGAAAGUACAUAUGCAACAACUAUACGUGAUUCAAAACGUUGUCGCGAGCGUGAUUUCCUUAAGAAAGUGCAUGAAUGUGUUGCCAAAGGAGGCAAAGUGCUAAUACCUGUGUUUGCUUUGGGACGUGCCCAAGAGCUAUGCAUUUUAUUGGAAACUUAUUGGGAAAGAAUGAAUUUGAAAUUCCCCAUAUAUUUUGCAGUGGGUUUGACGGAAAAAGCGAAUACCUAUUAUAAAAUGUUCAUCACAUGGACCAACCAGAAAAUACGUAAAACGUUUGUGCAACGAAAUAUGUUUGACUUUAAGCAUAUUAAGCCAUUCGAUAAAGCGUAUAUUGAUAAUCCUGGAGCUAUGGUCGUAUUUGCUACGCCAGGUAUGUUGCAUGCUGGUUUGUCAUUGCAGAUUUUUAAGAAAUGGGCACCAAAUGAAAAUAAUAUGGUUAUCAUGCCUGGAUAUUGCGUUCAGGGCACAGUAGGUAAUAAAAUUCUUGGUGGUGCAAAGAAAGUCGAAUUCGAAAAUAGACAAGUGGUGGAGGUGAAAAUGUCUGUGGAAUAUUUAAGUUUCUCGGCGCAUGCUGACGCUAAAGGUAUUAUGCAACUAAUACAAAAUUGUGAGCCAAAAAAUGUCAUGUUAGUGCACGGCGAAGCUGAAAAAAUGCAAUUUUUACGCACCAAAAUAAUGGAAGAGUUCAACAUUGAAACUUAUAUGCCUGCAAACGGAGAGACUUCAGUUAUUUCUACACCCGUAAAAAUUUCUGUCGAUGCAUCCGUAUCUUUGCUCAAAGCAGAAGCCCGCGUAUACAAUGCUCAACCGCCAGAUCCAAAGCGAAGACGACUCUUACAUGGUGUACUUGUUAUGAAAGAUAAUCGUAUUAUGUUGCAGAAUCUAACCGAUACUUUGAAGGAAUUCGGUAUUAAUCGUCAUGUGAUGCGUUUUACUUCCAAGGUGAAAAUGGACGAUCCUGGCCCCCGUUUGCGAACGGGUGAAAAACUUUUCGCGCUUCUACAAGAGAAAUUAGUCGGCUGGACUGUUAGCAUGCAGGAAAGUUGUACGAUUUGCGUCGAAACAGUUGAAAUCAAGGUUGAGGAAGAUGAAAAUGAUCCGAAACAUAAAACCAUACUUAUAACAUGGACUAAUCAGGAUGAAGAUAUCGGCGCUUACAUAUUGAACUUGCUACAAAAUAUGUCUUGAUUCAAAAUAAAUUCGUUUUUUUCUAUAGUUAUAAUU
Bactrocera tryoni is the source of this 2030-nucleotide messenger RNA. It is a transcript of the gene IntS11, whose product is annotated as integrator complex subunit 11. The transcript has 3 exons. Gene Ontology annotation, biological process: snRNA processing. NCBI's taxonomy places the organism in Eukaryota, Metazoa, Arthropoda, Insecta, Diptera, Tephritidae. The record is from RefSeq and is a predicted model, not a curated record. Gene Ontology annotation, cellular component: nucleus. The coding region runs from base 201 to 1994 and encodes 597 amino acids.